Messenger RNA from Arachis duranensis, 942 nucleotides. RefSeq names its product putative F-box/LRR-repeat protein 23. Lineage: Eukaryota; Viridiplantae; Streptophyta; Magnoliopsida; Fabales; Fabaceae. Gene Ontology annotation, molecular function: protein binding. The record is from RefSeq and is a predicted model, not a curated record. The coding region runs from base 1 to 942 and encodes 313 amino acids. The transcript is spliced from 2 exons.
AUGGACCACCGAUCCAUUAAUGCAGGGCCUGCGAAGCAAUUAAAUUGGUUGGAUCUUCCGAACGACCUCACUUUGAUGAUCAUUGAGAAACUUACCACAUUUCAGAUCUUAACCAGCGUUCAGUUUGUGUGUCGCAAAUGGUGGCGCAUCUGCAUGGAUCCGCUCAUGUGGCGCACCAUCAACAUGUGCAAUAUUGGGAUUCGCAAUUCGGUGGACUAUAAAUUGGAGAAGAUGUGCCGCCAUGCAAUUGAUCGUAGUUGUGGCCAGUUGGUAGACAUAAGUAUCGAAUACUUUGGUACCGAUGAUCUCCUCAAAUAUAUAAUUGACUCAGGAUGUCAUAAAUUACAACGCCUGCGACUUGUUCAAUGCUUCCAUGGAAUUUCAGACAAAGGAUUAUGUGAGAUGGCUGAAAAGCUUCCAUUGUUGGAGGAACUUGAUAUUACCCUUUGUCUCGAAGUAUCUAGUAUUGCUUUAGAAGCAAUUGGCCGACGUUGUCCUCUUCUAAAAUCAUUCAAGUAUAACAACAAUGCUGGCGGUAAUAAAGAAGCAUUUGUUAUUGCACAAAAUAUGUCAAACUUACGCCAUCUCCAACUUUUUAAAAACUACCUCGACAAUAGUGGCUUGAGCGCCAUUCUUGAUGGUUGUCCUCAUCUUGAAUCUUUGGAUUUACGCCUAUGUUGUCAUGUCAAGUUGGAGGGGAAAUUGAGGACAAGAUGUGAUGAACAAUUAAAAGAUUUGAGGGAUCCAGAUGCACCUUGUGAUGACUUUCAAUUUUGGGGACUUUGCUUUGAAACCGCAUACGAUGAUGAAGUAUUUGACUAUGAAAAUGAGAAGCGGGCUCAAAAACAAGAAGCUCAAAAACGAGAAACAAGAAGAAUUAAUUCAGGAUCAAGUACGGGAAAGAAGAAUAAUGUUAAAUCCAAAAGCAAGAAGAAACGGUGA